Anarrhichthys ocellatus (wolf-eel) is the source of this 8127-nucleotide messenger RNA. RefSeq names its product zinc finger protein 609b (gene znf609b). The record is from RefSeq and is a predicted model, not a curated record. The transcript has 10 exons. Gene Ontology annotation, cellular component: nucleus. NCBI's taxonomy places the organism in Eukaryota, Metazoa, Chordata, Actinopteri, Perciformes, Anarhichadidae. Bases 1934 to 6121 code for a protein of 1395 amino acids. Gene Ontology annotation, biological process: regulation of transcription by RNA polymerase II.
GUCUCUGUUUGCUAGCGAGAUGAUUCCUUCUGUCAUGUCAAAGGCAACAUUAUCAUAUUCUUGUUGCCUGGGAAACCGGUGCUGAGAGAGACAACGACUUAAAUCCUUCAUGGUGUUUGAAGCUCGUGAACAUGAAAGGUUAUCCGUGGAGCGGCGAGAGUCGGAAUCCUAACAUAAAUGAAAGGGUCUCGUUGUUGGAAGCUUUUUAUUUUUUCUGGCUCACUGUUCUCAGAGAUAUUCCCUCUCAGUUCAGGGAAAUUAGAACACGGCUUAUAUAGUCGCAGAGUUAACAUGUUCAAUUUGCCCUGAAGUGUGAAGAUCAAGUUUUAACCUAGAAGCAUUGUUUUCUUUUUGUGGAAUCAAGAGUUUUAAAAGUGUUGACAUUCAACAAGAUGCACAUUUGAUGCGGUUGGAAGGAAGCGAAACCAGCAAUUAUUUACAGAUGAUAUCAACAAAGAAUGUUUCCUUCAGUGUGUUCGUGAUUACAUUCAGUCUCUAAACAAAAUGUAUUUACAGCGUGUAACGGAUUAUGUUUCAUUAAGUGUUUACCACUUUCUAAUAACACACCAUUCAUACAUGGUUUCUACUGUAAACACCUUUAUUAAUGUUUAUUAAUGAUCUAUUAGGGGCUUUUUUGGAUCGGUUACAUUAAGGCCUAAUAAUAAGAACAAUGUUUGGGUUGCCAGGUUUUGACCUUUGGCUGGUGUUUAUCCUCCUUGCCUUCAUUGAGUAUCUUUUACUUGAUUACUUUAUAAGUGCCAUUUUCAAUGCAGGACUUUUAUUUGUAAUAUAGUAUUUUUUCCAGUGUGGUAUUAGUACUUUUACUAAGUAAGUAAAAGAUCAGGAAUUCAACAUUGUUUGUACUAAUGUAAUUCAUUGCAUUUACUCAAAUACUUUACAUAUAUUUGGGCAUACUUUACUUGAGUAUUCCUGUGUUAUGCUGCUUUCUACUCCACUUCAUUUAUUUGACAUUUAUAGUUACUUGAUCUUGAUCGUACACACAUACGUUAGUUUUAGAAACAGAAUAAUAUAAUAUUCUAUAAUAACAUAACACGGUGCAUAACGAGUGGGGUACUUUUGAUACGUUAAGUACAUUUUCCUGAAAAUACUUUUGUAGGCUACUUUAUACUUAAGUGGCAUUUUAAAUAUAAUACUUUUUUUUUUUUUUUUUUCUUGAAAUGGAGUAUUUUUACUUAUUCCACUACUGCAGUUAGACGAGCUGGUGGAUAUUCCUCUCUGACAACAGACGAAUUAAAUCACAGUCCACUCAGAGUGGGUGAUCCAGUUCCACGUCUUAACCCCCAGUGCUCUGUGGAGUGUGGUGACAGUUCAAUCCGACUGGAGCUGCUCCUCCUCCUGGGUUUCCUCCCCGCUCCCACUGCCGCUGGUUGGCUACAUUGUAUCAGUUCCCACACGAAGAACCACCACGACACUCAUCCACAAAACGGUGAAUACGGAGGAAUUAACCUGGAUGGUAAAAGGUUCGCUGUGGGAUUAAUAUCCAAGAAGGUCGCUGGAGGAGACUGGACUUGAGACGGAACCGAUAAAAAAAAUAAAAUGCCCUCCGGACUGUGGUUGUUUUCGAUGAGGACGGUAUCACGAAGUGUGAUGGCAGAAGUCCAGUGAAUCGCUGGCCUCCUCUCUUGUGUUGGAUGUCUUGGGGAGUGCGCUGCCACUGGUUUCUAGUGCUUCAGGUUUCUCUAGAGGUUUUAUUCAAAUUUACACUCUGAUUUGUUCUUUUUUUUAUGGAGUGCACGCCACCAUGGGCAGACCAGGGUUUGGAAUAGGAGUGGCUAGCUAAGUCGGGCAACAUGUGGUUAAAUGGAACAGGAACGAGUAGACCGUGAGGAUUCUCCAACCAUAGCCCCCGUGUCCCAACCGUCUGAGAGGGUGUCGGACCUCACUGAGGCAAUCCUGGGCCGUUGGCACUAAAAUGUCCCUAAGUGGUGGCACUGCAGGCGGGAAAGGUGUGGACUCUAAUGCGGUGGACACUUACGAUAGCGGGGAUGAGUGGGAUAUCGGUGUUGGAAAUCUGAUUAUUGACCUCGACGCUGAUUUAGAGAAGGACAAACUCGAGAUGUCUGGCACCAAAGACGGCAUGGCGGCACCACCCAAUGCAGUGGCGGCGUUGCCCGACAACAUCCGGUUUGUUAGUCCAGUGUCCGGAGCUCAAGGCAAGGAGAGCAAAUCCAAAUACAAGCGCAGUAAGAACUCUAAAGACAAUAGUAGCAAAGCUUCAGCCGGGGACGGCGGCAAAAAGGAAACGGCAGGGCGGACUCAAGGGGAGCCGACGGGCACGGCGGCGAGUGCGGCAGCUGCCGGCAACAAUACCAUCUCUGGGAAGAGCGUGGAAAAAGGGGGCAAGGCCUCCAGAAAUGUGCUGAGUGGUAAAAAGGAGAAAGAAGGGGCCGGCGGGAAAAGCAAGAAGGACAAAACAGACGGAGCCCCGGUCGUGGUCGUGGCGAUAGCGGCUGCCGAGACGGACGUCGUGUCUCAAGCCCAGGUCGCUUUGGGGAAUAGUCGCAAUGCGUCCUUUGAGAACACACAAUCCACAGACUUGGUGGAAGCCAAUCAAAUGGGGAAUAUUGCACUUGAACCGAUAGGGAUAGUACCAGCGCUGACGACAAAAACUGAACCAGAGGAGGUGGAAAACGGUAACGGUGAAUGCAAGACGCUAAAGAAGGUGAAAAAUGAAAAGAUGGAAUCUCCUGUCUCCACGCCAGCUCCUCCCCCCCUCCACCUCCUGGCCACAGUAGGCAACAGUGAGAUUUCCUCGCCGUGUGAGCAGAUAAUGGUGCGCACACGCUCGGUGGCCGUGAACACAUCCGACGUGGCCCUGGCUACCGAACCCGAGUGCUUGGGGCCCUGCGAGCCCGGUACGAGUGUCAAUCUGGAAGGCAUCGUGUGGCAGGAAACUGAAGACGGCAUGCUGGUGGUCAAUGUCACUUGGAGAAACAAGACUUAUGUGGGCACCCUGUUGGACUGCACACGGCAUGACUGGGCCCCCCCCAGAUUUUGUGAAUCCCCAACAAGCGAUCUGGAGAUGAGGAAUGGCCGUGGUCGAGGUAAGCGGAUGAGACCAAAUAGCAACACCCCUAUCAAUGAGAACAGCAACUCAUCAGACAACAAGGGCACCACCAACAACAAGACGCGCGCUGCCUCUAACAGCAAGGGCCGGAGGGGCAGCCAGACGCCAUCAGAGCGCCGCACCCCACCCAACAGCAACACUGAGGACAUCAAGGCCAGCCCCUCCUCAGCUGGAAAACGUAAGAUUAAACCAGCCUCGGAUAUGGAACCCAAUUCCAGCUCAGAGGACACCAAAGGCAACAAACGUAUGCGGACAAACUCCAACAGUGGUGUGGGACCAACAGGUCUCCCUAUUCCUUCUAUUAAGACGGAGCCACUUCCACCUCCUCUCGAUCGCAGCUGCCCCUCUCCAGUUCUUAUUGACUGCCCACAUCCUAACUGCAACAAGAAGUACAAGCACAUCAAUGGUCUCAAGUACCACCAAGCCCGUGCCCACAAUGAUGAUGACAUAAAGUUGGAAAUAGAUGGAGACAGUGAAUAUGGAGAGGACUCAACUCUCCACCCUGAACCAGGGAACUGUAAUGGAGCAUCUAUCUCUCAGAAAGGAUGUUUGUCUCCGGCACGUUCAGUUACUCCAAAAGGCAGGAACUUUGAUGCUCAAAGUCCUUCCCCAUCUCCUGGCAAGUUUGGUUCAAAGCAGAGUAAAAAGAAAUUUGCUGAGACAGAUCCAGAAAUGGGAGGUAUCCCGACGGACGGGUGUGAGGAUGGGCCAUGCCUCACUGAUGAGGCCAGUAACGAUGGUAUAGAUGAUAAGAGAGUAUCAGACAAGUCUAAAAAGGCUGGCACAAAGGCUGAUAAAAUGGCUCAGAAAAACAUGAAGUCACCACGGCCAGUUGGCCCUGGCUCGACAGCAUCCCAGCAGAUGUACCCUUUUCCUCCAGGAAACCCAAAUUCUUCCCCGGGGCUUACCCCAAUGAUACAAGGGAUUCCCAAGAGUCCCCAAAUGAAGGGCACACAGCCUAAACCCCCUGCCAUUGGAGAGCCUCCCUCAAGUAGCUCCAAAGACAAGAAGAAGAAAGACAAGAAGAAAAAAGAUGGUGGGAAGGAGGCUGACAGCCCCAAGCCGCCGGGAAAGGGAGGGAAACUGGAGGAAGGGAAGCUUCCAUACCCUGAAACUUCCGAUCAAGGAAAUAAGGGGGAAGGACUCCUCAAUGGUUCCUCAGAUCCUCACCAGAGUCGCUUGGCCAGUAUCAAGGCUGAGGCUGACAAAAUUUACAGUUUUUCUGACAAUGCCCCUAGCCCAUCCAUUGGUGUAGCCAGUCGAAUAGAUGGCAGUGGUAUGCCACAGCCUCUCACGCCACUUCACGCGGCGAACCAGAAUGGUGCUGACAACUCCUCAGUCAAAACCAAUAGCCCAGCAUAUUCAGACAUUUCAGAUGCUGGUGAGGAUGGUGAAGGAAAAUCUGAUGGUGCCAAAGUCAGAACAGAGGACCAAGCUGUCAGGGAAAGUGUCAAAAAAGCGCUCUUUCCAAACCCGACACCCAGCAAAGAUUCCCCGUACUAUCCCAGCUAUGACACUUAUUACUCACCCAAUUACGUAAACCCCAGUCCUGGUGGGCCCAAUCCAGGCACGCUGGGGGCUGAAGGUCCGAUUAAGAUCAAAAGGGAAGAGGACCAGGACCAAGUUGAGGAAAAAGUCAAAGUUGAGGUUCAUGAAGACCGCAAACCUGACAUCAUUCAACAACAACAACAGCAGCAGCAUCAACCCUCAGUCAUCCAACAGCGAUCUAACAUGUACAUGCAACCUCUUUACUACAACCAGUAUGCUUAUGUCCCUCCAUAUGCAUACCACCCCGAUCAAGCCUACCAUAACCACUUGAUUAACACCAACCCAGCCUACCGGCAACAGUGUGAAGACCGGCAGCGACAGAUGGCUGAACAGCAUCGUGCUGAGAAGAAGUCAGACGUUGCUUUAAAAGAACGAGAAGCCUCCAUGAAGGAGGAGUGGAAACAAAAGAGCCCAAUGCCGCCAAGCCUCUCCAAAGCCCCAAGUCAGUCGGACCUUGGAAAGACAUCGCAGCCCCCAAGCAAAUCCAGGGACUCGCCCUCUGAGCCCUCCUCCAAAUCCCUCGGAAGCAUAAAGGGGGACGACCCAAAGUCCCAGCAAGCUGAGGGGCUAAAGAUGAAGCUGACUGAAGGGGGCCACCACGGAAAGGAAGACUCCAAGCAAGCGCUGGAGUCCAGGGGUCAGGCAGGGAUGGAGCAAGCCAUGUGGUACAGACAGUACCCCGAGAGCCAGAAGCCCCAAGCAGAAGACGAACACCAGCAACAACAACCUCGAUGGAAAGAUGAAAGGGACAGAGAGCGGGAACGCGACCGGAAAAUAAAGGAUGACCGGCCCAGGCCCAAGGACAGUCAAAGUGGGCUAAAGGAGGACGGCAAAGAGGGCAGUGAUCCCAGAAUCACUUCUGAGGACCAUCGGGUCAUGAGCAAAGACUCUCGUUCUAAUCCCCACAUGCAGUUCUCAUCACCACUUGCACAGCACCAAGGCUACAUGCCCUACAUGCAUGGUUACCCCUAUGGACAAGGCUAUGACCCCAACCACCCCGGAUACAGGGGCAUGCCCUCGGUCAUGAUGCAGAACUACCCAGGUUCGUACCUUCCUGGAGGCUAUCCGUUUUCUCCAUAUGGCACCAAAAUAGCCGGAGGUGAAGAAAGCGGAGACAAAUCUCGUGCCAGCCCCACUGUCACCAAAACGGCAGCGGACUCCAAAGCGCUGGAUAUCCUGCAUCAGCACGCCAGCCAAUACAAGAGCAAAUCCCCCACAGUAGGUGACAAGCCACCCCACGAGAGGGAGAGGGAGCAGGACCGAGGAGCCGGGGGAGACAGAGAUCGGGAGAGGGAGCGAGAGAGAGACGUGGACCGACCACGCUCCUCGCCCUCGCAGCGCAUCAUGCCCUCUCACCACCACCUGGGAUACCCGCUGCUCUCGGGCCAAUAUGACCUGUCCUACGCCACAGGUCUCUCCUCGUCAGCUAUUGUUGCCAGCCAACAAGCAGCAACCCCCUCCCUCUACCCACCACCGCGGAGGUGAGAACGGGAAACCUGACCGUCACACCUCAACCCUGCAAAGAUUCAUGUGACUGGCUCACAUGAGAUGGAGAUCUCCCGGGAGUUACCUUUUAGACAUCAGUUGAAUGGUGUUUCUAUACUUUUAGUUCUUCUGCCCCGAGGCUAGGCAGACUGUCUCUUUUUUUUUUUUUUUUUGUCCUACCCUCGUAAAUGAGCCCAAAUUUCCCCAAACCUUGGACUGAAACAGGACUGAUAGUAACCCAGGUUCAAAGCCAUCACUCUGCUGCACCACGCAGAGGAAACACCAACCCGCUGAUUAUCUAGUCUUUGCACUGUCAACAAAUACAAUGCAAAAAGAGACUAUUGGACUGCCAGAACAGCUUUUUGUUGUUGUUUUUAUUUCUUUCUUUCUCUGACUGCAUUGUUUUUUUUUUGUCAAACGCAGAAGGAAAUUGGCAGCGGACUAUGAUGAGUUGGGUGGCUGACGGGAAAGGGGAGUCAAACUAAAUAAAAGACUGAAAAGAAAAAGAGAAUCAUAUUGAAAUGAUUUCAACUCUGUCUUUGGCUUAUUGUAUGCCGUGAAACAACAGUAUAUACUUGACACAUGUUUGGCUAUAUUUCGGGGGGGAGGGGGAAUAUGGCGACAGCUGCUUUCUUCAGAGACUGGAGAGCCUGAGACUGAAGUUUUUCAUUUUCCAUCAUCAUUGUCAGUCCCCAUCCUCUUUGAACCCUCAGUUCUUGUUUCAGGGAUGAUGUCGUCAUGUUUUUUUUUUGCAAAGGGGACCGCACACACCUCAAUGGAGAAUAAACACUAUUCAUGUUUUCUUUUCUUGGUAAUGCUCCACCUCUACUCCAUAUCAUUGUGCUCAUCCUUGAAUGUGUCUGAUGCUGGUAUGAGUCCUGUUUUCCCCUCACAAUGAACGGGUCACAUCCGUCGUUACACUCAAACGGUGAAGCCACAUCAGCAAGCGAUGAAUUCACGUGUUGUUUUUCUCUCUGAAUGAUUGUGCUUCAUUCAGCUCGUCUCUUUCAGUUGUUUUCUGUAAACAGUGUGAAACUUCAUUCAACUCAUGUAUUUCUCUGCUGUAAUAUAGACUUUUAGCCUACUUUUCUGUGCAUAAAUGUUUAUAUUUAUCCCGGCACGCAACUGCUUCAGAACUGCCACUGUUAAAUAGCUUUCGGCCUUCGCAGCGUUUCACAAUAUGUGCUCAGAUCGUUGUUUCCUGGACGUCUGGCUGUGCUUCUUCUUUGCUUGUCUUGCUGCACUUUUUGAUUUUUCAUUCUUUUGGCUUCUACAACGCAUCACAAGCUUGCUCCGCACCUCACAAUCAUCCCAACACGCUGUCCACAUCUUUUUCAGUGAUUCAAACAAAAACAAACAAAAAAAAGUCAAAAGGGCGAAGAUUUCUCUUGGUGCUUCACUUGCUCAUGUGGCUUCACCAUAAACACAUAUUCACCUCGGACGGUUAGCAUGGGUUUCUUACAAGCGGCUAGCUUGAGGAUCAGCUGGGCUAAUGACACCUCAGACGAUCAGCUUUCUUUGUUCAGUUGCUGUCUGUGCCGUUACAUCAACACACUGGCACACGAAAGCAUGAAAUGACCUCAAUGUUGAAUGAAAGUGAAAUGUCACACGAAACCAAUGCGACGCAGACUAUGAACUUAAAAGGACAAGUGUGUAGGAUUCAGUGGCAUCUAUCGCAACCAACUGAAUACCCCCGCCCUCUCCAAGCGCGUGGAAGAACCUACGGUGGCCUUCAGGUGCAUUCGCGCCACCAAAUUCAAGCUUCCACAGCGUAAAAAAAAAAACCCAGGAAAGGCCCUUUUCUAGAGCCUGUGUUUGGUUUGUCCGUUCUGGGCUACUGUACAAACAUGGCUCCCUAUGAAGACAUGAAGGGCUCGUUCUAAGCUAACAAAAACACAAUGGCUCUUAGUUUAGCAUACUAAUGAGUAUUAUUGCUGCUAAGAUCCCCCUCAAUCAUAUGCACUGGUCCUUUUUAAGCAAGUGAAAGGUGACCCUGAUCCCGCACA